This is a messenger RNA of Mesorhabditis spiculigera, 492 nucleotides long. The record is from the annotation of a GenBank genome assembly. Lineage: Eukaryota; Metazoa; Nematoda; Chromadorea; Rhabditida; Rhabditidae.
AUGUUUGGCACAAAGAAUCGAACACUUCGAGGGCUGUCACUUUUCUUACUGCUGAUGAUUAUAACUGCCGAAUUCUUUCUGCUGUAUUUGGUAAUCGAAGAGGGGAAUGAGGCUCGGAAAACCGCUGUUCGACAUUUCAAAAGCGAUCUAUUAGUGCACGGGAAGGAUACCAAAUUGACAGAUGCAAUUGAUAGUAUACAAAUGACGGGUAAUUGCUGCGGGUCUUCAGGAUUUGAUGAUUAUUUGAAGAAUGUUGAAGAGGAAGAUGACGAAUAUGAAGCGCAGGGAUGUGAACAGUACCUGAUCCGUACCGUGGACCGCUACUACUUUGUCCUCUUUGCGCUUUGCCUGCUCGCAAUCCCAAUUCAUACGUUUCUCCUGUUGCUCAUCUCCUGCAUUUGCUGCCGCUCAAAGAAAAAGCGCCACUACACACCCGUACGCACCAAAGCCACCAAGACCGUCGGGCCCGACUUUGAAAUGUCGUUUUUUGAU